AUGGAUGCUUUUGGGCCUGCUGUUGAAGUCUGCUCAUUGUUGGUCCAGAACCAAGUGGACAAACGCAAGAUUGCCUGUAUCUCCGCAGUAACUGACAGUGAAUAUGUCAUCUCAUGUUCGAUCCAGGCUAUUUUAAAACGCACACCUGAUCCGGAUGGAAAAAGGUUGAUCGUGCAUAGUAAAUCGUUGAAGCCUGGCAAAAAUAUGGAAAACAAGAAACAAAUGGAAAAUCACGUGGUGGGCCGUAUCUGGACAUCCAAAGAUCCAAGGAAACCAUCUAGCUUGAUGGCUUUUGAUGGCUCUCUUGGAUAG
This is a messenger RNA of Microsporum canis CBS 113480, 312 nucleotides long. RefSeq lists its product as uncharacterized. The coding region runs from base 1 to 312 and encodes 103 amino acids. Lineage: Eukaryota; Fungi; Ascomycota; Eurotiomycetes; Onygenales; Arthrodermataceae. The record is from RefSeq and is a predicted model, not a curated record. The transcript is spliced from 2 exons.